This is a messenger RNA of Linum trigynum, 7504 nucleotides long. The record is from the annotation of a GenBank genome assembly. NCBI's taxonomy places the organism in Eukaryota, Viridiplantae, Streptophyta, Magnoliopsida, Malpighiales, Linaceae.
ACCGUCAACCCCUUCAUCCAUCUCCCUCUCCAACAACUCACCACCAGCCUGCCCCCAACUUCCUUCCUCCCUCUCCCUCUCCGACGACUCCCCGCCAGCCCGCCCACCAUAUCUCCCCUCCCUCCCCACCGCAACCCACCACCUCCCCUCCCCACCCAUCUCUCUCACUCCCUCCGCAACCCACCGUCUCCCUUCACCACCACAACCCGCCAGCCUGCUUGCGCCGACCAACCUUCCACCCACCAGCUUGUGUCGGCCAUACCUCACCCUUCCUCUCUCUCCGAACCUGCUGAUCCCCCCUUCUAUCUAUCUUCCCUUCCGUUCUUUUUCCGCAGGUUUCGAUUUUGAUUUGUUAUUGGGCCGCUACGGCGGCAACAGGGAGGAGGAGGUUCAAUUUCUUUUUAAUAGGUUUGUGGCGUACGGAGAUACGAGGGUGGAGAUUGGUAUGUAUUUUUUUGGGAUUAGUAUCUAUUUUUGGUUUGGUAUUGUUUUGUUUUGUAUUGGUACUUUUUGUAUUGAUAUUGAUUAUCAUAGCAAUGGUAUUGUUUUUGUCGCAUUGGUAUUAUUUUUUGACACAAUGGUAUUGGUGUUUUGUGAAAUGGUAGCGUUUUUAUUUCUCGAAUGAUAUUGGUGUUUUGUGCAAUGGUAGUGUUUUGCGAAGUGGUAGUGGUUGUCUAAUGGAUUGGUAUUGAUUUCUUGUUUUUUGUAUUAAUGUUAUUGGUGUUUUUCGAAGUGGUAGUGAUUGACUAAUGGAUUGAUAGUGAUUUUUUUUUUUUGCAGAAAGAUUGAGAAAAAUAAGGAGAGUUUCCUUUAGGGGAACUUCUGGUUAAGUAUCUGGGGGUUCUGCUCCUAUCCACUAAACUUUCACGAAGGGACUGCGAAACUCUUGUUGAUAGAAUAACGAAGAGAGUUCAUAGUUGGCGAUCUAGAAGCUUGAGUUUGGCAGGUAAAUUACAAUUGAUCUCUUAUGUGCUUGUUCGUAUUCUGCAACACUGGAUGUCAUUGUUCCUCUUGCUAAAGUAUGUUAUCAUGGAGGUAGAGAGAAUUUGCAAUAAGUUUUUGUGAGAUAUAGGAGAACAUAUUCACAGAACUAGACCGAUUAUGGCUUGAAAAUUAGUGGUUGUCCCAAAGAAAGAGGGGGGUCUCGGAUUACGUUACAAUAUGUAAUAUAGAUUGCGUAGUUCAUCAUCACUGGCAUAUCAUGUCCUUAAGCGGGUCGCUAUGGGUAGCAUGGAUUUAUCGGUACAAAGUGAAGAAUCAAUCAGUAUGAGAUAUGAAGGUCGGCACCUCUAGCUCUUGGAUUUGGCGAAAGGUGUUGAAGUGUCGAGAGGGGGUUCGACCCUUCAUCUCAGGUCAGGGUCCUAAUCUGAAAUGGAAUGGGGUGAGCAUAUAAUGAUUCUAUGUGAAACUAGUUUGGGAUUCGCUUCGAGUUAAAAGUCCUCUUGUACCUUGGUGUCCACUAGUCUGGAGCAGGGAGCUUAUUCCAAGGCAUAGCUUUAUCUUAUGGAUGGUUAUUCAGGAUCGAAUUCAAACGCAGGAUAUGCUGAAGGCUUGGGGUAAAAUUGUUACUGGUUGUUGUUUACUUUGCGAGCGGCGGCCGCCCGGGGGGGGGGGGGGGGGGCGUUGAAAAUAGUUUCUCCUUUUCUAUCCUUGCCCUUUUUUAUCCAGCAUGUGCUUGGCUACAUUUUAAAGCAGGACUGUCACAGUGAUGAAUUUGCAGGACUGGGAGGAAGUUGUUCAAUGGUGUGUUUGUAAAUGGCGGGGGGGGGGGGGGGGGGGGGGGGGGGGGGGGGGGGGAGGAUGUUGUUGGAGUGUUUGGGAGAGUAGUGUGGACCUUGGCGAUUAGCUUUGUGUGGCGGGAAAGAUGCGCUAGAUUGUAUGGUUCUAACAAGGCCAAGUCUGUUUUGAGAUUGAGCGGGUGCUUCAAGAUAGAGCAGACUGCUUCCCAAAUUUGCAGAAAAUCCUUAUAGACGGAAUGAAUGAUAGAUAGUGAUAGAUAGUUUAUACGAGAUAGAGAUUGGUUUUUUCUGUCUUUGAUGGUUGUAAACAGUUGAGAGGUGCUCAAGAGUUCUUGGGAUCACCCGUUCUUAAUGCAUUUUUUUAUUUAACCAUGAAUAUAUAUAUAUAUAUAUAUCAAAUAUGUUGAACGAUUAUAUCACGUGGUGUGGGUGAAUAAGUAAGUCCACUUAUCACAUAACAUUGAAAAGUGUAUACAUAUCAAGAUUUGAUGUUAUUGGAUACAAAUAAAAAAUUAAUUAAGGGUAUUUUCAUUACAAGUUUUACUGAAAAUUUAAUGUUUUGAAUCUCAAAAUAUAAAAACAAUAGUAGAACCAGGCAAAUUUUCCAGCAAAACAUGAACUUCGCCAAGAAUGGUUCCAAAAUGAUUAUCUUGUGAACCAGACAAAUUUAUCUUAUCAAUGACCACUUUUGUGUCUCUUUCAAAUCGAGCCUGUGAGAGACCAUAAUCCAUACACCAUUGGAUGGCCUCGCGGAGCACUAAAAGUUUUACUGUAAGCGGGUCAUCAAUAUCCGCAAUAUGAAUUCCCCGAGCCAAGACAAUUGAACCACUAUGAUCCUUGAUAAUUAUUCCCUCGGCCGAGUGAGAGCCCUUCGUUCUGACACUGUCCCACAUGCAAGUGGCCAAGACUGGGGUUGAAGCAUUCGCAUUUGCAACCGAGGGAUUGGUGAAUGAAGUCUCUCUGUCCGCUGGUCAACCCAUCCAUUCCUGGACUAGUUGAUGAUACUGUCACAUCAAAGAUAUAACACAAAAUCGUUUCCCUUUAAAGACAACUCAAUUCCUGGAUUUCCAAAUCCGUCAUAGUGCCGCAACAACAACCAUGCUCUGAUGUGGUUGAUUGAGCAGUAACAUCAACUUCUUAUGAAAGAGGGGGAACUUUUGGCGAUGGAACCCUACGCCUACAGAUUUUAGGCCAGCAUGAUCCCAUAUUGCCCUUGCCACCGGGCACUCCAGAAAGAUGUUCCACAGUCUCCACAUCAGCCCAGCAAACCGGAUAUCGAGGUAAAACUUGGACCUCCUUCUCAAUCAAUACUUCCAUGGUUGCUAAAAUGUGAUUGAAAAUUUGCCAAAGAAAGACCUUAUGCUUUAAAGGGAUAGGGAGCCCCCAAAUCCGAAUCCAGCUUGAUCGAUCCAUCCAACUGACAGUCUCCCGCCAUCUACCUUGUCCACGACUAAGCUGGACCGCUAAGUGAUAGGCAGAUUUAACUGCGAAAAUGUCAACAUUGGUAUCUGUUAGAAAUCCACCUUAUGUGGGAUCUUAUUAUUUAUGGUAUGAUAAUUAUUAGGGCAAAUACAAUAUAUUAGCCAUAACUAUUAAGCAGCGGGGAAUUAUAGCCACAACUAACGAAAUACAAAUUAUUAGCCAAUCGUUAAGUUUUCGUUAACACUUCUGUUAGUAAUGAUGACUAAGCUUUUACGAUGCCGAGCUGGCUCCCACGUGGCAGUCAUCAUAUUAUAUUUUUUACGAUGCUGACAUGGUCUUCUACGUUAAAAAUUUGAAAACAGUAAUGGGUUGUUAGCCAAAUCUUGACCCACAACAAUAGUUAUGGCUAAUAAUUUGUAUUUCGAUAGUUGUGACUAUAAUUAUCCGCUACUUAAUAGUUAUGGUUAAUAUAUUGUAUUUACCCUAAUUAUUAAGAAUAUUAGUAACUUGGGGGUUAAGUUUAGGGUUAGUAUCAGGUUUAUUCCGGUAUUUACUAUAAAUAUGUAUUCGGCCGUUCAUUUACGAUGAAGCAAAGAUUAAUAGAAGAAUUAUCUCCUCAAACCCUAAGCUCUCUCUAUCUUAUAAUUUCUAUCUUUCCCUAAUCCAAGGCUUCGGCCGAUUCUUAUUCUCUUCUUCUUUCCCAAAUUCUCAAUCUUAAUCCCCAAUUCUAUCUUCAAAUCCCUAAAUUCCCAAUCACUCAACAACACCGAUAGAACCCUAAAAUUAGGAUUCUAUCAUUUGGUAUCAGAGCUAGGAUGAGAUCCUCAAAACUCAUCGAUCCGGCAUGGGCUCGCAUACGACAUAAGAUCGAGUUCACGCUAGCUGAGCUCAAGCAGGAGGCUCGUGACCGAGGGUGGGCUGCCGCCGAAGAAGAAGAUCAUGAGGCCACAGUCACGCCACCACCUGAAAAGGUCCCGACAAUGGAGGCCACCACCCCAAACAUCAUCAUCACCGAGCGGUCGAGGAAAGAGGCGGCAUCAUCUUCACCAACACUCGUUGCCAUACUGUGUACCGCCACGCCACCAACGAAAGAAGGAUCACUGUCGCUACUACCAUGCGCUGGUGACAAUGAAGCCGUCACUGUCGUUGCUACGGUGGGGUUUGAAAUCAAGGAUCUGCCGACUUCUAGAAGAGCAGCCACCGCCAUUCCAUCAGUUGUUGUCCAUAAUGAAGGUCUGGCUGCAGAAAUCCCAGGCGAACAGAAGCCAAUUCCGGCGAAUACCACAACACUUGCUCGCGUCGUCUCAACCUCGGAACCAACCACCAACUUUGCAGGCCCAAAGGUCGCAAUCUCCGUGCUCGGGGUGGAAGAAUCGCACAUUGAGAAGCCGGAAGCAGAUCAGAAGGAGGACGAGCUAUGGCUGGGCGCGAUAAAAGGAAGAGGAGCCGCUGCGCCCACUCCCAUUGCAUCACCCACGUCAUCACCAUUGAAGGAACAGCUCGUCUUUGUCGAGGGUAGGGAUGCCAUCCUCAACCAGUUCUCGGGCAAAGAUUCCACUGCAUCUUUAGCUGCCGCAUCCCCAUCAACGGCCCUUGCUGUCAAGAAGAGCGCCACCGCUGCCGAUAGAACUCGAUUGCGCUUUCAAACCGCCCUAUUGUCGAUCGUCACGGUUGGCUCCCGGGACCACACAGAAGGAGAGUCGAAUCAGCCGGGAAACGGAGCCGCUAACGCGCCCAGGCUGCGGUUCACCUCACCACCGUGGCCGCCGCCAUUCGCAGACGACCUUCGACCCGCCCUGCUCAAGUCAACGUCAUCGUCGGUGGUGGGAGGAAUCAAGAAAUUGCAGCUGUUGGGCAACACUAGCCCUUCCACCGAGACGACCGUCGCCGCUUCAAGUUCCAAGGUAUUCUCGAUUGAUGAAUUUGGAAGCUCCUUUCCGCGUAUUGCCUUGACUCACAUAGAAGGAAAAAAGAGGGGUUUAAUGAAUUACAAUAAGCCUUAUGGAAGCCAAGCAGGGUGUGAAUGUGAGAAUGAGUUAUUCGGAGGGGUACGACUACAAUUGUCCUCGUCGAGUACUGUUGGUGCACACAACGGUACGGGCUCGAGAGCGAGAAAGUCAGAGCUGAUUCUUAAGAGCAAGUUUCAUGGAAGAAAAAACCAGCAGCUACCAGUCCGCACUAUCCUUACAGGCAUGAGUCUCGUCGUCGAGCUCUCCAGCUGCAGCAGCGGCAUUCUCAUCGGAGAAUUUAGGGGAUGUGUCUACAUCGUCAAAAAUCAUCUGCCUGCACAGCUGCGUGCAAGGAAAAGUGGCAAGAGCAAGCUGCUGCUCAAGACAUUCAGGUGGACGGAUUCAUGUAAUGGUUGGGAGGAGCUUCCCGUGGCAGCUUUGGAAUGAGUAGGAGAGGAAGGGACCCGAAUGCUGCUGGGUCGACAAGCUGGUUGCUUCCUAUCUCAGCUCCAGCUUUGGGGCAGCGACCAGGAGAGUUACUCAUUGGGCACAAGGACAUUUUCUAGGGUAUUCAAUUGGAAGAAAAUGAAGGAGCAGCUGAGUGUACUCGUCACUUUUGUUGGCUGUGUAAAACGGCCAGGAGGGGUACUACGGAUGAGCUAUGCCAAGGAAGCAGGUUGGUCUCACUUUCUUCAUUGGGAAUGGAAAUGGCAGCCGAGGGAUGCAGGGAGAAGGCCACUGGAUGAUGGUGGGAUUAUUGUUAUUGUAAUUAUGAAAUGGAAGGCAUAUGGGGUAAAAGAAGAGUUGUUAGGUGGUUAUGCUUAUGGGGAGUUUGUCUACUGGAGAAAGUUUGCAUGGGAGGAAUUGAUGACUAUGAGAAUCAUGGAGGGAAGGUGGGGAAGGAAGAUUGAAGGGCACGAGAUCCGUGGCCAUUGGGAGGGAACGAAGCUGGACUCCAUUUUCUUGGCACUGGCAAUGAGGAAGGGAUGGAAGUGUGGAAUAAUUGGGAAAAUAUUGGAGGAGCGCCAUCUGAUUGUAAUUAACGUGAGAGAGGGAAGAAGUGUUAUGCGAGGAGUGAGGGAAGACUUGAUACGGAGUCGAGCUUCAAACUGGGGCAGAAGAGCAACAAGGGAGUAAAGGCUUUGAUCGUUAGAGAAGGGCAGUUCCCGGAGCCAUAUCUCGUGGAGUUUAAAAGGGAGGACGAAAUUUCACUUGACCAAGAACACGGUACUGGUAUGUGUCAUGGGGUUGGCAAAGGAUCAGGAGAUGUUGGAGCUGUUGGAGUUGGGGUCGUUCGUGAGCGGGAGCGCAAUUGGAAGCGAAGGAAACGGACGGUCAAGAUAGUGGAGGUUGACUGCGACCUUGAGGACAAGGUCGUUUUUAAGGGGGAUGGAUUGUUAGAAAUCCACCUUAUGUGGGAUUCUCUUAUUAUUUAUGGUAGGAUAAUUAUUAAGAAUAUUAGUAACUUGGGGGUUAAGUUCAGGGUUAGUAUCAGGUUUAUUCCGGUAUUUCCUAUAAAUAUGUAUUCAGCCGUUCAUUUACGAUGAAGCAAAGAUUAAUAGAAGAAUUAUCUCCUCAAACCCUAAGCUCUCUCUAUCUUCUAAUUUCUAUCUUUCUCUAAUCCAAGGCUUCGGCCGAUUCUUAUUCUCUUCUUCUUUCCCAAAUUUUUAAUCUUAAUCCCCAAUUCUAUCUUCAAAUCCCUAAAUUCCCAAUCACUCAACAACACCGAUAGAACCCUAGAAUUAGGAUUCUAUCAGUAUCAUGCCAGAUUAGAGAAUCCUCGACAUCCUAACGUGGCAGUGGGAUUGCUCUGAUAGCACGUGCUACCUCUGGCGGAAACAAGUGAUUAAGUAUUUCCACAUUCCAUCCUCCUUCCCCUGGCCAUAUCAAAUAUGCAGCUUUUGGUUCACUUCCUUCGGGAAUCACCUGAGGGUAGCAGGUGGGAGGAUGCACUCUCGGGACCCAACUGGAAUUCUGAAUGGAUACAAUCCGACCGUUACCAAUCUGCCAGCACAAUCCCUACUGAAGGAAGUGGCGCCCAUAGACUAUACUCUGCCAGCCCCAUGAAGGACAGGACCGCACUGCUGUCGUGAGAAAGGACCCAAUUGAGAAAUAUUUUUUCUUUAUGGAACUGGGCGAAGAGGGAUUGGGAUUCUUUAAGGAUUUGCCACACAAUUUGGGUAAAAAAUGCAUUAAUUAUAGUGUUCAAGUCUACGAAAACUCAUCAUCAUCAUACUUGAUCCGACACAUUGCGUCAGGACAUUCAUCGGAUGCGUGUUUCACAAGUCACAACGCACUUGUGGAACCAUAGACAUCACUCUUUGUUCGAAGGAUGACGUAUUGACCAAUGAUGAGUCGAAAGGAGUUAAAAUAAAAGAAAAUUUUGAUUUCAAG